GAUAAUUCGUCGCGUUCUAGCAAAACGCGAAGACGCGCUUCUCCAUUCGCUUUUCCUCGCCUUUUCGUCUCUUCGGGAUCGGGCUCGGGUGAGAGUUUUGAAGGAGACUAUCAAAGGAUUGAGACGUUAGCGUCAACUAAGGUAGUUGAUCGUUUGGUGCUAUUGCUAACAUUCUCAUCGAGUGCUUUAGAAACGAGGGGUCGUCAACUUUCUCCCUAGAAUUUUCACUUGUUCAAAAUAAGUUUCAACCACAUUAACUGCGCACCCAAAACCACGAUUUUCAUCAACCAUACAAAGUACUCUAACGUCGAACUUGGAAGAGGAUUGGUAAAGACUGAAAAGAAAGCAUGUCACAAAUUUCCAAGGCCCAGGACUACGAUGCUCCAGUUAGCAAGGUCAAAAGCCCAUCGGGCCUUGCCCACGUCGUACUACGAACCGGUAACCUCCCCCGCAUGGGUGACUUUUACACCACGUUCCUCGGGGGCAGCGUCACCUACGGCAAUGAGAUGAUAUCAUUCAUCACCUACGACGACGAGCACCACCGUAUCGCUUUGAUCGGGGUUCCAGGAACGGCGACCAAGAACCCGGCGAGCUGCGGCCUUGAGCACAUCGCCUUCUCUUUCGAUACUCUGGAGGCUCUGCUGCUUGCCUACCGCCACCGUAAGACCCGGGGCAUCGAGCCCGUCUGGUGUGUCAACCACGGCCCUACGACUAGCAUCUACUACAAGGACCCGGAUGGCAACAUGCUGGAAACGCAGGUCGAUAACUUUGAUACGGUCGAGGAGGCCACUGCAUUCAUGAUGAGCGACGCCUUUACCGAGAACCCGAUUGGUGUAGACUUUGAUGCCGAGAAGAUGAUUGGGGCCCUGCGCGCUGGGGGGGACGAGAAAGUGUUGAAGAAGCGGCGCGAGAUUGGCCCGCGCGGAUUGCCGGACUUUUCGAGCAUGUAGUAUUACCUUGACUUAGCCGGUG
This is a messenger RNA of Colletotrichum acutatum, 972 nucleotides long. RefSeq names its product glyoxalase bleomycin resistance protein dioxygenase. Lineage: Eukaryota; Fungi; Ascomycota; Sordariomycetes; Glomerellales; Glomerellaceae. The record is from RefSeq and is a predicted model, not a curated record. The transcript has a single exon. Bases 348 to 950 code for a protein of 200 amino acids.